CCAGCCUACUGUCGUAAAUAAUCACGUGGAGACAUGGUCAGCUGUGCGUUUUUACACUUUUAGUGUUUUUGAUCCGUUGUUGACAAACUGCUGACAAACAGGAAAUGCUCAGCUGACGGCUCGGUUCGGUUCAGCUCUGUGUGUGUGUGUUUACAUGUGUGUGUGUGUGUUUUGACGUGUGUGUGUUUAAGUGUGUGUGUGCUCACAGUGUGCAGCCUGCAUCAUGUUCGUGUUGGUGGAGAUGGUCGACACUGUCCGGAUCCCUCCGUGGAACUUUCAGAGACAACUCAACGAGGCCAUAGCCGAGGAGCUGAACAAGAAGCUGGCCAACAAGGUGGUCUACAACGUUGGCCUGUGCAUCUGCUUGUACGACAUCACUAAACUGGAGGAUUCCUACAUAUUCCCAGGAGACGGAGCCUCACACACCAAAGUUCAUUUCAGGUACGUUGUAUUUCACCCUUUUCUCGACGAGAUCAUGCUCGGCAAGAUCAAGUACUGCAGCCAAGAGGGAGUUCACGUGACGAUGGGCUUCUUUGAUGACAUUCUCAUCCCACCGGAGUCACUUCAACAGCCUGCAAAAUUUGAUGAAGCAGAGCAAGUUUGGCUGUGGGAAUAUGAGACUGACGAGGGGGCUCAUGACCUCUACAUGGAUCAAGGGGAGGAGAUUCGAUUUCGGGUGACAGAUGAAGUGUUUGUGGACACGUCGCCAACGGGCCCAGCCACCGCAGCGACAGACGCACAGGCACAGCCGGGACAGUCGGCGGCGCCGCCAGCAGAGGACACCGGAGAGAAGAAGGAGGCACCGUACACUCUGAUUGGGACCAUCUGUGAGCCGGGGCUGGGGCUGCUGUCAUGGUGGAACAAUUAGCACUGCAGUGGACGAAAAGGAUAUGAACAGAUCAAUGACUGACCGGACAGAUGAGGGACAGUCUGCUGGAGACCUUGAACCCUGUUGUUUGGGAAGUCAGGACACAAAGCCGAGCUGCUGUCUGAACCAAGAUACUGUUUGUGUGAAGUGACCUCUGUCACACAGAGACUGGUUGUGUUGUAAAUGCUGCCCUUAAAGGACCCGGACAAUAUUUUCCACAUGUUUUUGUGCCGUGUACGGGGGCAACCGUUUUUGAAGCUAGUCCAGUAUUGAGCAAGAGUGCGCUGCAGCUGCUGCCAUGAAACAGGCUGCAAUGUAUAAUCCUUCAAGGCAAUUGCACACCAUCAAUUUACAUCCUCCUAAAAGUGCUUGUUUUUGCCACUGGCAGGCUCAGAUUGUUAUUAUAAGUCCCCUACAGAGAUAGAUGUUCAUUUAACCAGAAACCAGACAUUUUGUUGCUCUGUUGAAAAAGAACAGUAUCUUAUGAUAGUUUUUGAUAACACAAAUGUCUUUCUCUGUACUCUCCAUAAUGUUAUCACACACAAUCUGACCCUCUCUGUGACAAAAACUAACUUUUAGUGGACGUACAAUGCUGGUGUGCAGUUGUCCUGAAGGAUUACACUGAUGCCUGUUUAGCUGUGGCAGUCAAUACUAGAUCGAUUUGAAAGAUUUCAGUCUCCGUUAGUCACAAAAGGGUUGAAAAACACCAAAGUUUCCCUUUAAGAUGCCAGCUCUGUGGUUACACGUAGAAUUUAUAUUAAAUAACUGAGUGACUGAUGGACAUGUGUGUCAUCAUUUGGUAUAUUUCACAAGAUUUUAACUCCCAAUUAAAAAAAAAACAAAGUCAUUAUUUGAAUCAUAAUGUCAUCACGGCUUUAUUAAGGUCAGUCAGACACAAACAUCUCACGAGGAUCUGAUUGAAUGACUCAGUCUGGGUUAUUGGUAUUACAGAAAUAAGCAAAAAAAAAAAUUCUAAUACAUCAAGAUCCAAACAAGGGUAGUAUUAUUUGGUAUAUUAAUUUAAUAUAAAAAAACCCAAACACUUUUAUUUGAAAUUUUACUUCUAUCCCAGGUGUUUUUGCACACGUCCUCAGUUCAUUUAACAGCCUUGUAAUAUUUUGUACUCCUGUUUUGUCUCACAGUAAAAGGACGUAUCAUCAGCACGA
Molecule: messenger RNA, 2034 nt
Organism: Larimichthys crocea (large yellow croaker)
Lineage: Eukaryota; Metazoa; Chordata; Actinopteri; Sciaenidae
Gene: polr3h
Product: polymerase (RNA) III (DNA directed) polypeptide H
Exons: 6
Coding region: 224-868 (214 amino acids)
Biological process (GO): DNA-templated transcription; transcription initiation at RNA polymerase III promoter
Cellular component (GO): RNA polymerase III complex
Molecular function (GO): DNA-directed RNA polymerase activity; DNA binding
Source: RefSeq, a predicted model, not a curated record